Messenger RNA from Rhinocladiella mackenziei CBS 650.93, 1542 nucleotides. RefSeq lists its product as uncharacterized. Bases 1 to 1542 code for a protein of 513 amino acids. The record is from RefSeq and is a predicted model, not a curated record. Lineage: Eukaryota; Fungi; Ascomycota; Eurotiomycetes; Chaetothyriales; Herpotrichiellaceae. The transcript is spliced from 3 exons.
AUGACUCACAUCCGUGGCGUCCCAGAUGAAUCUAGGCCAACCUGUAAGCGGUGCGAAAAGGCCGGCUAUACCUGCGGAGGCUACGAAAAGAAGCUCGAGUUGCGUUUCCAUACCUUUGCCGCACAAUCAGAUCCCAAUGCUCCAGCACCCACAAAGACCAGCAAAACUCCCCCUCCUGCCGCAAAACCCGGAGUCCCGAGCAGGUUGGUGCUUCGCUCCAAUGACAACCAGCAAGACACCGUUCCCCCGGAUAUGAGCUUGGUGGCAUUCAAGGACAACAUCCAAUUCUCCUACCUCUUUGACAAUUUCGUGUGGAGCAGCUAUGGCACUCCCUGGCUCCAAAUGUCCGCCGAAGGCAAGAUUGAUGCUUUAUCUUUAGAGGCAUGUCGAGCAUUUUCUCUCAGCAUUUUCGGAAAGCACCACCAUCAACCCGAUAUAGAAGUAAGCGGAGCCGUCCACUAUGACAAGACGGUUCGAGCACUCUCGUCUCGCCUAUCCAAUGUGGGGGCGCCGGGUAGUGAAGCCCUGAUCGUGCCUAUCAUGAUCCUUCUGAUGCACUCCUCUACGACGCCCGACCCUCAAGCUUCGGCUUUUCACAUCCAAGGAUUGCUGAAGUUGAUCCAAAUCUGCGGCCCUCAGAGGUUUGCCGUUGAUCCAUUGAGAUUGGCUUUUGAAUCAUGCAGGGCGACACUGAUCACCGUGUCCCUCAUCACCAAGACCAGGUCUUUUUUGGAGCAACCAGCCUGGCUAACCGAACCCUGGUCUGCGAGGAGUGAUUUCCAUAAAAACGCACAAAAUCAGCUUGUCGAUAUCCUCGUCUACAUUCCUGGCUUCCUCCAAGAUCAAUCCCAACUGGAGCAAUCACCCUCGGAUCAGUUCAAGCAAAGCCUCAUCCAGCGCAUCGAGUAUCAGAUCGCCAAGGCCUACAACUGGCGAUGGAGCUGGGAGGAACUCAACCCCAAUGUCGCGUGGGAGGUGGAUCCGGAAAUGCUUCCUUCAGACCAGUUCCCUCUAAGUCCAUCUCGCGUCGUCCGAAAGGUUCUCAUGUUUUCCUCGUUUUCCAAAGCCGCAGAAAUCGCCCUAUACAACGCCACCUUAUUAUGCCUGUUGGGCUUGCUCUGGACAAUGAAAUCUCCCGAGGAAGACUCGCCGUCGCCGAUCACCCUGUCGCAGACGCCACUUUUCUUGCCCGGAGAAUUGCGCUCUUUGACCGAACCGGCCAUUGAAAUUUCUCGCGCCUUUGAAUUCCAGCUCGCCAACGUCAAACGUAGUCGCGAUUCGGCGCUCUUCUGGCUCUUUCCGCUCGGUCUGGCGAGUAGAGUCCUCGAGGACAAUCCAGAUUACAUCACAUGGAUCAAGAGCAUGCUCGACUCGUCGCAGGUGACAAGAGGAUACGGUACCGGCGGCAACACGUAUGGCUUUGGAUUUUAUAAGUUCCCCAAGAUCAUGAGGAAGAAGACCAAUGUUCGACCCAUGAUUCAGGCGCAAUAUGGUUCAGAUUCAAUCCGGCAGCAUUCGGAAGGUUCGUCUGAUGAUGAGUAA